Drosophila ficusphila is the source of this 1188-nucleotide messenger RNA. RefSeq lists its product as uncharacterized. Bases 26 to 1069 code for a protein of 347 amino acids. The record is from RefSeq and is a predicted model, not a curated record. NCBI's taxonomy places the organism in Eukaryota, Metazoa, Arthropoda, Insecta, Diptera, Drosophilidae. The transcript has 2 exons.
CUCAGUCGAAUUUCAGACGUACACCAUGAACAACUUUGCCAUUUGCGCCCUGCUCAUCCUGCCGCUGGUCAGCGGUGGGUUUGCUCCACCCCAAAGACACUUUGUGGCCUACGAAAUCCAAUCCAACAACAUGCCGCAGAUGGAAGCCAUCGUCCAGAAGAUGCAGGCCAUGCUCCAGAACAUGGUUCCGGAAUUGGCUCGCCUGGCCGAUAUGUCCGUCCAGGCUGAUGCCGGUGUCCUUCCCGACAUGUCCGUGGCCACCGAUGCCGACGAGACCCCCAGGAGGCGUUCUGCGGAGUUCAAGGUCGCUCCGAUCGCCAGGGUCGCUGCUCCCGUCUUCGCCCAGAUUCCCGACAUGUCCGUCCAGGCUGAUGCCGGUUUGAUCCCAGACAUUUCCGUCGCCACCGAUGCCGACGAAACCCCCAAGCGCGCCUCCUUUGCCUUCAGGAAGCCCAUUUUGGACAGGAUCGCUGGAGGAGUUUCCAACGUAGAUGCCGAUUUGAUUCCCGACAUCUCGGUGGCCUCCGAUGCGGAUGAGACCCCCAGGCAAGCCGUCGAUGGUCUGAAGACCCUGCCUAAUUUCGCAAAGGUCUCUGGAGGAGCACCAGUGGACUUUCAAAAGAUCUUUGCCAAGCUCAGGAACCUGCCUCAGUUGACCAAGGUUUCCGGAGGCGAGCCCGUGGAGCUUAAGAUUCAAGCCGAUGCCGAUCUGAUUCCCGAUAUGUCCGUUGCCUCUGAUGCGGAUGAUACUCCCAAGAAGAUCAUCGCUGGUCUGAAGACCCUGCCCAAGUUUACAAAGGUUUCUGGCGGAGAGCCCGUUGAGGUUAAUGCCCAAGCUGAUGCCGAUUUGAUUCCCGAUAUCUCGGUGGCCUCCGAUGCCGAUGUGACCCCCAAGAAGGUGGUUGCCGGUCUGAAGACCUUGCCCCAGUUGACCAAGGUCACUGGUGGUGAGCCCGUCGAGAUCAAAGCCCAAGCUGAUGCCGAUCUGAUUCCCGAUAUCUCGGUGGCCAGCGAUGCCGAUUUCGAUCCCAAGAAGACCCUGGCCGCCAUUUUGGCCAAGCUUCACUAAUUGUCUCCGAAAUUCAUCAGCUGACCCUGAUUAAAUCGGAAAUCAUCUAUAUCUAAAUGGUUGUGCGUUUUUGUAUUUUUAGGUUUUUAUAUAAAUUAAUCAAGUUUUAAAGAAGCGCA